CGCACGGCGUCCCAGCCGACCUAUAACCCCCAUUGUCUGUGCUAUUGUUCACUGCUAGACGACAGGCCUGCUCGUGUACGACACACACCAUCUAUCUGUGUCUGAUAUACUGCAGGGAUCACUUUGGACUUCACAGAGAGUCUGUAGAACCUCACAACAACGACUUCCCCACCUCAUCUAUUGUCUAAUUUUUGCGACAAAAGAUGAGCUUCCUCAAGUCAUGCUUCAAGCCAUGCAUCGGCCGCGACAGCUCAGUCCCGGCUGAUGUUGCACAAAAGUCCUCUGUCCAGUCGACAGCGACUACACCUGUGACAGGGAGUACAGAGAAGCCUGCAAGCAAGAAGAUGCCCUUCGCUGAGUGGCUGGCCAAGUACCGCAAAGGAGAGGUCACGAAUGAUUACCAGACAGAGGCGCCUACCGAGUUGCCCGAGGAUGAAAAGUUCCUACGUGCACAGCUACCGCUUGAUGAGCGCGAACGCCAGCUCAACAUGUACAAGUACCAGUACCAAGAUGAACCAAACUACCAUGAUGGUAAGAAUGAUCAAGGUACGGAACCGACGCCUCAGUCGGAGACUUUGUUCCGCAUCGUUAAUUUGGCCCGCAAUACCUUUGGUGUCAAGGUCGCCUUGUUGUCUCUGCUGGACGACGAAUGUCAGUACUUCAAGUCAGAAGUGGGUCUCGCAGAGGCAGGCAUGACCGGCAUGGAGACUGUGCCCCGCGACAUCUCCUUUUGUGGUCACACCAUACUAAGCAAGGCGCCUAUGGUCAUCCUCGAUUGCAGCAAGGACUGGCGUAUGAAGAAUAACCCAUUGGUUGCCAACCCACCACACGUCCGAUUUUAUGCAGGAGUGCCCAUCAUUGCACCAGAGGGCUAUGCCCUUGGUACUCUGUGCAUCAUCGACCUAGAGCCACGGGCAUCCUUUGACGGCGGCCCAAAACUCGUUGAGUUUGCCGAGCUGGCCAUGGCUGAAAUCAAGAGCCUGUACGAGCGCAACCAACAGGAAAAGAUGAUCCGCAUGCGUUCUGCCAUUGACGGUUUCCCAACGCCAGCGGGUGCACCUAGCUCCGCCUCGGCACAUGUCAUGAGUGCGCUUGAAUUUGAAGAAUCGCGUCUGCGCAUGAAGCAGACAUUCACGCACGAGCAGCAGCAGGCAGUCUUCAAAGCUGGUCGGAACCAGGGUCUCAAGGUUGUGGCCAAGACGGGUUCGCUCAAGCCCGGAUCGCCCACGACGGCGGAGUCUUCUACUGCUGUUUCAGAUACCACGGCUGGUGCAGUGGCCAAUUCAUCUCUCGAACAAAGUAUUGCUAAUGACCCCUCGAGUCUGGCUGCCAUGAAUGCUCUGACGCACGGGCAAGAAGCCGGCGAGAAGAGCAUGCCGGCUGGUCUGGGCAAUCAGGCCCCAGCUCAGCCGCUUGCAGCCAAUUCAGAGGGACUGAUUCAAACACAGCACAAGGAUGGCGAAGCUGCACUUGGCAAGCCGAUCGACGAACACGGCACAGCAGGUACAACGACUGUCGACGAGUCUAUCGUGGCAACGCCCGCCAAGAAUCCCUAUGAUUUGUCCGUCUUGCUCAUUGCACAGACACUCAACUUGGAUCUGGUCUACUUGCUGGCACUCGAAAGCUCUGCGGAGACGGGUACAACCACACGCGUUGUCUCGUCGUAUGGAUUGGCAUCAGAUCCUGUGUUUGAUGCAGGUCUACACGGUCGUGCUUUGCGUUCCAAGAGUGGCUUGCUCUAUGUUCACCCUGACCCAGAGUCUGCCGUGGCUCGUGAGCUUGGCACGUACAUUUCAGGUAUGCUUGUGCCUGUUUUGCAGUUGGGUAACGGUGGUGGCUACGUGCUUGCUGCAUUCACCAAGAAGAAGUCCCAGGUGUUCGUAGCAGAGGAUCUCAAGUUCCUUCGGGACUUUGGCAUCUCGCUCAUGCGAUGGCUGUUGCAGUCUGAUGCGAUGGCGGCACAGCAACAGGUUGAGCAGGAGAGCCAUGCCGUGCAACAGUGAACCUGGCGAGGAAGUUUGUAAGUCUGCAGACUGUUGGUGUAGUAUAAAUCAAUUGAGCCGACUACCUGGUGAC
Protomyces lactucae-debilis is the source of this 2076-nucleotide messenger RNA. RefSeq lists its product as uncharacterized. Gene Ontology annotation, molecular function: protein binding. NCBI's taxonomy places the organism in Eukaryota, Fungi, Ascomycota, Taphrinomycetes, Taphrinales, Protomycetaceae. The record is from RefSeq and is a predicted model, not a curated record. The transcript has 2 exons. The coding region runs from base 204 to 2003 and encodes 599 amino acids.